AUGGUGCGGGGAUACCAGGAUGUUGGGACUAAACCUGAUGCUGGGAAAUAUGACGUUUUGAUCGCGAUCCGUGGGCAAGUGGUGCGCUUAGGCAGGCCGCGGGCCGAAUAUUCGGUCAAACCGAGUGUGGCACUUCAAAACACCGACAACCGGCGAGGUGGAGCGGGACAGAGAGCUUGCCAGGCAAUUGAUUAUGAGGAUGAAGCGGAAAUGGCGGGCACAGUUGGCAGGGUGGACAGAGUUCGGGAGAAAGCGCGUUUGAGCCAAGAGGCGGUGAGAAUGAGAAACAGACUACACGUGCCUACGCUAAAAACCCACCAGAUCUGUAGGUGA
Molecule: messenger RNA, 333 nt
Organism: Blastomyces dermatitidis ER-3
Lineage: Eukaryota; Fungi; Ascomycota; Eurotiomycetes; Onygenales; Ajellomycetaceae
Exons: 1
Coding region: 1-333 (110 amino acids)
Source: RefSeq, a predicted model, not a curated record